Messenger RNA from Penicillium antarcticum, 918 nucleotides. RefSeq lists its product as uncharacterized. The transcript has 4 exons. Gene Ontology annotation, cellular component: chromatin. Gene Ontology annotation, molecular function: DNA-binding transcription factor activity, RNA polymerase II-specific; RNA polymerase II cis-regulatory region sequence-specific DNA binding. NCBI's taxonomy places the organism in Eukaryota, Fungi, Ascomycota, Eurotiomycetes, Eurotiales, Aspergillaceae. The record is from RefSeq and is a predicted model, not a curated record. Gene Ontology annotation, biological process: regulation of transcription by RNA polymerase II. The coding region runs from base 1 to 918 and encodes 305 amino acids.
AUGUCUCCCCUCACCAACCCCUAUGACGCGCCUUUAACAUCCUACAAUACUCGACCUUUCGAUACUUCCCAGAUCCUCAACGGCGACUCUCAGGAAUCGGAAAUAUGUAUGAGUAAACAAAAUAAGGCACGCUCGUCGUCUUUAUCAAAUUCUAGCCGCGUCAGCAGGGCUCUGAAGGGCAAGAGAGUACAUAUGUGCGAGUACCCUGGAUGUCCAAAGGUCUUUACCAGAGCCGAGCACCGCAGACGCCAUGAACUCAGCCACCAAUCGAGGAGGCAAUAUACUUGCGCACAUCCCGGGUGCGGAAAGGCAUUCCACCGUCCCGACUACUUAACACAGCACAUGUCUCGACACUCCUCAUCAUCCCCUACAGUCGGAAGAUAUUGCGCGAAAAGCGACACAUCAUCUCGCCCAUCGAGUAUCCAGGAGAUGCAGUCGCACACCAUUCAUUCAUCUCCCAUGCCUUUUCAGCUUGAGCCAAACGGCUACUCUCGAACAUGGGGAAGCAUGGAUUCUUCUAUGACAUACUCCCAGUAUUCACCAGCUCAAAGUCAGCGCCACUCUCCAGUAUCGGUCGAUGGACACAGUUCUCCUUACUCAUACACAAAUGAGAGAUCCAGCUCCCCGCUAUCAAACGAUACAUAUACCGAUCAUUCCAUUCAAUACCCUGCCUCGGGUCUUCCCGUCGAGUUGGUUACUAACAUCGACCAAUACCUCCGCAGCAUCCUCAGGCCCGAGGCUUUCGCAUUGUCUCAUCAGCAGAUGAAUCCUACAAUGUGGACUGCGGAGACAAUUGAGAUGGAUCCAAUUUUGACUAAGCCUGAGAGCCCUGAACUGUCCUUGUACUCAUGGCCUCCCGCGCACGGGUUAUCAUACGAUAAUAUAAGUAUGAGCCACCUUCAAUCUACUCAUCACUGA